AUGUUCCUAGUCUCUCUGGACACCACCAUCAUCUCGACCGCCGUUCCUCAAAUUACGCAUGACUUCAAAUCCACUGCAGAGGUAGGAUGGUACGGCUCCUCGUUCCUCCUGGGCAGUGCCGUCACUCAAGCCCCGUGGGGCAAAGUCUACGCAUACCUUCCCCUCAAGCUCGUGUAUCUGGUCAGCCUGGGUUUGUUUGAGGUCGGCUGCCUGAUAUGCGCGGUCUCCCAGAACUCGCCCACGUUGAUCGUUGGGAGAGCUAUCGCCGGUGUGGGCGGCUCCGGCAUCGGUUCAGGUAUCUUCACUAUGAUUGGGGUUUGUUUUUCGCCCAGAAAACGGCCGAUUUUGAUUGGCAUCAUCGGGCUUGCCUUUCUACUGGCGAGCUUCGUGGGACCCGUCGUUGGCGGCGCGUUCACCAGCCACCUCUCCUGGCGGUGGUGCUUUUGGAUAAAUCUCCCGGUGGGAGGGUGGACCUUUCUUCUAGUCCUCUUUGCCUUCCGCACGCCGUCCUUUGCGGCGCCCCCGAGGGUCCCGUGGAAAGAAGCACUUCUACAACUCGACCCCGCCGGGGUGGUCCUCCUCACAGGGUCGCUUCUCUGCUUCCUACUAGCCCUAGAAUGGGGCGUCGGCCAGUCCUGGGAUCAUCCAGACGUGAUCGGAUGUCUGGUCGGGUUCCUCCUACUGGCGGGUCUAUUUCUCGCCAACGAGGUCUACCAAGAUGACCGAGCCAUGGUGCCCCGGGGUUUCUUCCUCCAGAAGACCUUGAGCAUCAGUUUAGCCUUUAUCUUUCUGGCCGCUGGCGCCUUCUUCACCCUCCUCUACUACAUUCCGAUCUACUUCCAGGCGGUGGAAGGCGUCUCAGCCGCCGAAUCAGGGAUCCGUACCCUACCGCUUGUCAUAUCCGCCGGGGUGGUUGCAGUCUUCGGGGCCAUCCUUCUCGGCGUCACCGGCUACCCUGCCCCGUUCAUGGUGGUGGGUGGCAUCCUAAUCUGCGUCGGUGCCGGACUGCUAUACACCUUAGAUCUUGCCGCCCAGUCUCGAUUCUGGAUCCCGUACCAGAUUCUGGCCGGGUUGGGAAUCGGCACCUGUCUACAAGUCCCCAUCAUCUACAACCAGGCGAUUGUUGCACCCGCUGACAUGCCGACCAUGACUGCCACGACGCUUUUCUCCAAGUGCCUGGGAGCAUCCAUCUUCAUGCAGGUCGGGCAGGCGAUCUUCCUGAGCCGGGUCAAGCAGCAAUUCACCUCCAUGCCGGGUAUCGAGCUGAGCUCGGACCAGAUUCUCGCCGCGGGUCUUCUAGUCGGCGGGGAUUCCGGAUCACAGGCGCUGGCACACGUGUCGGGUGCGUAUCUUCUUGGACUAAGAGACGUGUAUAUGCUAGUGGUGGCGAUAUCUGCCCUAGCCACUCUUCUGGCACUGGCCAUGGGCCGGGAUAGAAUGCCGCCGGUGCGUUUGCAGCUAUAG
Aspergillus campestris IBT 28561 is the source of this 1464-nucleotide messenger RNA. RefSeq names its product MDR family MFS transporter. Gene Ontology annotation, biological process: transmembrane transport. Lineage: Eukaryota; Fungi; Ascomycota; Eurotiomycetes; Eurotiales; Aspergillaceae. The record is from RefSeq and is a predicted model, not a curated record. Gene Ontology annotation, molecular function: transmembrane transporter activity. The coding region runs from base 1 to 1464 and encodes 487 amino acids. The transcript has a single exon.